Molecule: messenger RNA, 727 nt
Organism: Morus notabilis
Lineage: Eukaryota; Viridiplantae; Streptophyta; Magnoliopsida; Rosales; Moraceae
Product: 40S ribosomal protein S23
Exons: 4
Coding region: 83-511 (142 amino acids)
Biological process (GO): translation
Cellular component (GO): cytosolic small ribosomal subunit; ribosome
Molecular function (GO): structural constituent of ribosome
Source: RefSeq, a predicted model, not a curated record
GUUUUGGCCGGUCGGCACUUUCAGCUAAACACAGAACUCUCUUUCACCCUCUGCCACCGAGGUAUCAUAUCUUUCAGUCACCAUGGGUAAGACUCGUGGAUUGGGAGCUGGUCGUAAGCUGAAGUCUCACCGCAGAAGGCAGAGGUGGGCUGAUAAGGCUUACAAGAAAUCCCAUCUUGGGAACGAAUGGAAAAAACCAUUCGCGGGUUCAUCUCACGCAAAAGGCAUUGUUUUGGAAAAGAUUGGCAUUGAGGCUAAGCAGCCAAACUCUGCUAUUAGAAAGUGUGCUCGUGUUCAGCUGAUCAAAAACGGGAAGAAGAUUGCUGCUUUUGUUCCUAAUGAUGGUUGCUUAAAUUACAUUGAGGAAAAUGAUGAAGUCUUGAUUGCCGGAUUUGGUCGAAAGGGACACGCUGUGGGAGAUAUUCCUGGAGUCAGGUUCAAGGUUGUGAAGGUAUCUGGAGUAUCUCUCUUGGCUCUUUUUAAAGAGAAAAAGGAAAAGCCGAGGUCUUAGAUAUUUGCUUUGGGAGCUGAUUUACGCUUUAUAUAACCAGCUAUUCGGCUUUUGUGUUUCGAUUAGAUGAUAGUUGUUGAACCAUCUGAGCAUUUUGGCAAUAGUUUGUAUUUGUACCUUUGAACUUGGAUCUAUUCAAGCAAAAUGAAAUUUUGGAAAUGUAGAACAACUAUGAUUUUUGAUUCCAUAAUAUGCCCAAAGCGAAUAUUCUAUUGA